UCCAUUAUGAUCAAAGAUAAUUCAAACAUGUGCCAUGUGGAUCGUCAGUCCGCUGACUGUUUGACUAGGGUUUCGACUGGGUUACUUAACACGAAUCGUAUCAUAGAUCUCCCGUUCCAGUCGAAGGACAUCAUUGUGAUUAUGGCGUUUCCACGUACAGUUCGUGUUACACAUAUCACGCCAUUGUUUAAUUCUACACCCAUCCAGUGUGUUAGAGUGUAUAGACAGUUACAUUUAGUUUGGGAUUGACUGACCAUAUCCACCACUUCCUGUUGUACCGGUCACUUUCCGAGGAUACCACCCAAGUAAAAAACAAUCAUGAUACAUGUAGCUCCAUUCCGGUAUCCAAGGACACAAGCGGACUUAGAGUGUUUCCAGAGAGAACGGCGGCAUUUUCCUCACAUAGAUAACUCUGCAAGUGUACCGAAAUACCGAUCAAGUGGACGGAGAUAUAUCCCUCAUGGAUAUGGAUUUGAUGAUGGUUGGGCACCACAUCCUCAAAAUAUACAAGUCAAAUAUUCCGAAAAUGGACCAGAUUGGAAAUCCAAACUUAAAUAUAUUCCUGAUCCAGAUCACCCUGAAUACCCAGCUGCAGAAAUUUUCCCCAAUAACUGGAAGGCCAUGCGACCAUAUCCAUUUACAUACAAGCGCUCCAGUAACGAGUGGCUGCUGGAUCCAGGAUUGACUAAAGUUGGUCUGAGGUGUAGCUUUGAUGGUGUUCAUAAAGCUACUAAUGUCUCAUCAAACGAAAUCACGCAUAAAAUGCUGUUUGGAAGAGGAAGAAAUGAGACAAUUAUAGACAAGAGGAAUGGAAUACCUUAUGCAUCAGAGGGGGACAAAACUUACCAGGCAGUAGAGUACUCGCCAGGAUUCCACAGAACAGGGUCCUCUCGCCCCUUACCAGAGUUUGGAAUGAUAAGUUCUAACUUCAAACGUCCUACUGCGGAUACGUUUGUUCCACUCCAAAGGCUGCCAGCCAUACCCAGGGAUAAUUAUCGCCACAAUGAGAGAAGACUCCAAAGAGACGACGAUAUAGCGUCUGUUAGGGGACUGGACUCAUGGAAACCAGCCACUCCCCUUCACAUGACACUACCACAAGAGGAGAAAAAAUAGAUCCAACUAACGAGGACAUGUGUCGAACUUGAAUAGCAGGCAAUUCUAUCUCUUUAAAUAAGUCGACGUCAUUUUGAAGCAUAUAUAUUUAUGAAGAAAUUGAUCACCAGGAAUUAAUUCUGAAGAUAAAGGUACGGAAAUAACAUACACUGAACUGUUUGGUUGUAUGAGAAUGUUUCAACGGAAACAGUUUUGUUUUCAAAAUUUCUUACCUACAGUAUUAUAGUAAAAGCAAACAUAGUUGGGCCGAAGAAACAGUACAAUUUUCUAUGCAUGUCUGUAGUUAUUUAUAAUAAUUGUUUAGGAAUUUUUUAGAUGUUCAUGACUGACUUUUUUGAAAAUACAAUGUUCUAUGAGGGUAAAUAAACUAUAUUAAGUCAUAUAUCUGUAUAUUUUCACAAUUACCUAUUUACAUCAUAUACUUACUAUGUUCGGACCUUGUGGUCUUAAAUUUCCAUACUUUGUAUUGAGUAUUGGUCAUUAUGUAUUUUUAUUUGAUAUGCACAAAUAGUUUAAAUCUGUACACCUGCAUUAACACGGAUGGUGACAUACGAUAUAAAUGUAAUCAAAUGUUCUGUUUUGUACGGAAAUACUCCAUUUUCCAUGUAAUUCUAUGAAAUUAAUUUUCCCUAGUCUUGUAAAUAUUGUCUUGGCUAGAGUAAGAUUUAGGCAUCAAUGAGGCGAAAAUAUGGGAGAUUAAAUGCAUUAUUUAAUACCUGUAUUCUGGGAAUCAAUUGGUUUUUCUAUAAAAUAUUUGUAAAUACCAUUUUCUCUAUUGAUGACAAUGCUUGAUGUAUUUUUAAAUGUGAUACUACUAUCUUUUCUGUGUUUUACCACUUGAUAUCUUGUCUGUGAUAACUUUUUAAUCAGUAUUAUUGCUUCAUUUUGUAAUGGAUGAAAACACACACACAAAGUGAACCAUACUCGGUAUUUUGAUUGAUAUUUAGAUGGGUAGUAUCGUGUUUGCUUGUUUGUGAAUACCGUUUGUUUUGCUCAAUUUUAUUAAUUUAUAAGGUGCUUUUUACGUUUAUUCUGCCGUUGUUUCUAUCAAUCAGAUAUUCUAUUUUUUAUAUACAUACUUUUUAUAUAUUAUCAAUAUAGGGUAGUAUAGUGUAUGCAGUAUUCAAUACGAAUAUUGUCGCCUCCGUCCAUCAAGGAAUAUCUUAUUUGGGGCUGUUAACACAGUCGUUUUAGACUAUUACGUCCAAUAAAUGCAAUGACGAAUAUUGAAAACAGCUUACAAAGUUAUGUCUAAAAAGUACUGUAGUUGACAUAACUCUCGAGACAUUGGGUAAAUAAGAAAUUGGUGACCUGAAUGUCGACAAGAUGGAGGCGUUUUCAUGGUUUAAUAUACGGGAUAUUUGUAUGAACUUGGACUGCACAAAAUUUACCGUCACAAUGCUUUGCGACGUCAUAUGAGAUACAGUUGUUGCUGUGUCAUGAUUUUCUGUGAUUUCCCAGACGACAAACGUCUAGAUAUAUUCAGGACAUGAAAUGCACUUCAACCAAUACUUAACUUAACAAUUUAAUCUUUGUUUUUGUUGAACUUGCAAGCAGAAAUACCCAAACCACUGAUAUGAUCGGUCUUCAUAUUUGUCUCUUAUUACUUCAUUUCAUAAUUUAAAAAAACAAACCUCCAGUUUUUUAAAAACAUCCUUGAUCGUGUAAACAAACGCUGUAACCAAUCAUCCCUUGCUAAAAGAGUUCUACUUUUAGGUACGACAAAAGCCAAUAUUUUAUCAUUAAUAUUUCUGUAUAUAAGGAACAUAUUUCAGACAUAAGUUCGAAAUAAAAAAUGACGUACGCUUUGUAAAGUCAAAUCAUUGUAGUAAUUUAUUGUUCUUAACAAUAAAGGAAAUUGUCUCGUGCAAAGGUGGAUGGUUUAGUGAAAUUUAAAAUUGCGUGUGUGCUUAGUUAUCUACUUUUAACACUGUUAAUGUUUAAUAUACUUUGUAAUACAUCCUUGGGUUGUAUCAACCAAUCAUACAGAAAGCAAUUAUUAAAAGAUUCUAAAUCA
This is a messenger RNA of Mizuhopecten yessoensis (Yesso scallop), 3130 nucleotides long. Its product is annotated as spermatogenesis-associated serine-rich protein 1-like. The transcript has 8 exons. NCBI's taxonomy places the organism in Eukaryota, Metazoa, Mollusca, Bivalvia, Pectinida, Pectinidae. Bases 319 to 1113 code for a protein of 264 amino acids. The record is from RefSeq and is a predicted model, not a curated record.